Messenger RNA from Juglans regia (Persian walnut), 465 nucleotides. RefSeq lists its product as uncharacterized. The record is from RefSeq and is a predicted model, not a curated record. The transcript has a single exon. NCBI's taxonomy places the organism in Eukaryota, Viridiplantae, Streptophyta, Magnoliopsida, Fagales, Juglandaceae. Bases 1 to 465 code for a protein of 154 amino acids.
AUGAAAGAAGCUAAACCUGCAAAAACACCCCUUCCAGCAGGCUCUCAACUGUCACAACAGCAUAGGGAUCCCUUGGAGAAUGCUACUAAGUAUAGGCAGCUUGUUUGGGCAUUACAAUACCUCACUUUAACAAGACUAGACAUCAGUUUCUCUAUCAAUCAGUUGUGUCAAUUCAUGCACAACCCCACAUUUGCACAUGGGACAACAGCUAAAAGAGUUUUGAGAUAUCUCAAAGGCUCACUUAAUCAUGGUCUCAUGUUCACUAAAGGAUCUCUCACACUCAAUAUUUAUCGUGACUCAGAUUGGGCAGGGAACCCAGAUGAUAGAAGGUCUACAAUAGGCUAUGCCAUAUACCUUGGGCCAUGUCUCAUCAGCUGGAGUGUAAAGAAGCAAACUGUGGUAAGCACAUCCAGCAUAGAAGCUGAGUACAGAUCACUUGCACUCACUAAUGCUGAACUAUAUUAG